Molecule: messenger RNA, 1121 nt
Organism: Ciona intestinalis (vase tunicate)
Lineage: Eukaryota; Metazoa; Chordata; Ascidiacea; Phlebobranchia; Cionidae
Source: RefSeq, a predicted model, not a curated record
UAAUGGGGAGAGAUGAAAGGUUUUUAGGUUAUAGAGGUUUGCUGUAACUUGUGUAUUUUGCAGAUCUUUAUUGAAAAGUAAAAUGAAAGUAGCGAUUAUUGUUGUGUUGAUAGCAGUGGUGGGGUGCGCCAAUGCACGAAGUUUGAUCCGAGAUGACUUGGAAGAGAUGCAAGACAUGUUGAUGGACAGGUUGCGCGCGGAGGGUUUGAACGUGGGCGAAGAUGAAGACGAGAUGCCGCACGAACUUCAGGAUUUUUUCAGCAGCAUGCAAGCCAAUGAUGCCAGUUCAGAAGUCGCCAGUGAUGCCAAACCAAAAGUUGCCAGUGAUGCCGAGCCAAAAAUUGCCAGUGAUGCCAAACCAAAAAUUGUCAGUGAUGCCAAACCAGUGGCGGCCAGUGAUGUCAAACCAGCAGCGGCCAGUGAUGCCGAAACAAAGGACGUGGCACCAUCAGACACACCGAAACAAGCGGCUGCAUCGAAGGUGGAAGCGGAUGUGACGUCACAGAAGGAAGACCACCACACGAUGUUUAAUGACGAGGAAAUGUUCGAGAGAAUGAUGAAAGACAGAAUGAUGGAACGCAUGCAACAAAUGGAGGACGAAGAUGAAGACGAAGAAGAAGAAGAAGAAGAUGAGAAUACGAGAGACCAUGAUCAGGAUGACCAUGUUGAGGAGGAGGAGCCACAAGAGGAUGAAGAUGAAGAGGAUGAGGAAGAAGAAACGAAGAAAGAUGAGACAGCAGAGAAGAAGGAGAAUGACGUCACCGCUGUGAAACCAAAAGCCGACGCCCAGGUUGAACCAAAGGUCACAGCUGAUAAAUCACAAAAAGCUUCCAACGAAGACGAGAUGGUGAAGAAACUUCGAGAUCUUCUCCAACGCAUGAGAAGCAACGAGUAAUCCUCGGUCCGAAUAUUAAUCUUGGUCCGAAUAUUGAUCCUCGGUUUAAAAGUUAAAAUGCAGUUUAACAUUAAAAAAUCAGGAAAAUCUAUAAAUUGAUAAAAAGGAAAUAUGAAAUGUCCUAAUUUUACUCAAGUUAAACUUGCUAUCUGUUGUUGUUGUUGUUGAACUAAAUAUAUCCAGAAUCCUUUGUUACAAAGCAAGCGGAAUAAACAACGAACUGCAA